AAACCGCGUUUUAUUUGAUCACAUUGAAAGCGUUGCUUUGCGUUGCAUUUAUGUUCGCUAUAUCAGUGUUACCUCUGUUAAGAAAAAAGUGUUAAAAUCAAACAGAAACUUAACAUUCGUGGAAAUAAUGAAUUAUUGAAUCCAAGUAAUUGUUUAAGUGACAAAAUGUUGCUAAGUAAACGGUAUUUAAAAAAAAAAAAAACAAUUCAUUUCGAUAAAACAUGUUCGUAAGUAUAAUGUUUGUUCGAAGUCCACUUUAAAUUAUAGAUAUAACUACAUUGGCCACUUUUUGCAAAAAGUGCAAAAGUAAAAAUAUUUUUCUCUUACUAGCUCCACCCACCGUUUUUUCGCGUGCAAAAAGUGCAUAAAUUGCUUUAAAACUUAAAAUGAAAGGUUUUCAACACAUUUUUUAAGUUUUAAUAAGUUUCAUUAAAAUAAAUAUACAUAUAUUAAUUCCAAAGGUAUAUUUUAAGAAAAGUUUCAUUACAUUUUAAAAAUUUCUACACGGCAACACUUUUUUUCAAACUCAUCGGUCAUCGCAUCAAUUCUAUCGCACAUGCGCAGUAAGUGUGUGUGUCGAACGAAAACGGUAAAAUUGUUGCGUUGAGUUUUCAGUCUGGCUGGUUCUUGGAUAAAGUAAGGAAGCAAAAGCAAGUUAGUUCGUGUUGGAUACAUUUUGAUAUAAAGGUGGUGAGUACCUAUUUUAUUAUUUAAAGUUUGCAUAGUUAUUAUUUGUGUUUUUAUGAUCAAUAUAAGCAUAAUUACUGUCUAAAAACAUAAUUUUCUUAUGAUUACAGCCAAAGAUCAAUUUUAAAUCGAAGUCCACAUUAAAUUAAAUAUAUAUUAAUUCCAAAGGCUGGCUCUGGGAUAAAUUAAGGAAGCAAAAGCAAAUAACUUUGUAUUGGAUACAUUUUGAUUGUUGAGAAAAUGAUUCUUUUCAUUACUGCUGUAUAUAAAGGGUUAUCAUCAAUAAUAAAAGUCCAAGGACAAUCUAGUUUAUUAACAUACUUAGAGUUGGCCAAAGCUGUCAAAGAUCAAUUUAAAAUCAUCGGAAAUAUUAAAUUUUACGAUGCAAAAGCUAACGUUUUUAUUUGUGAUGAGGACGUAGUUGAGUAUGCAAUCCAGUUUAAAUCUUCUCCAAGCUGGACCUUAGGAGUGCUAGACGAUGGCGUUCUUGAAAUUCCAGGUUCCCAAGGAAGUUCCCUAUCAAUACGUGACAGUGAUACUACUGUAGCAAAUUCAUCUUCUAUAAGUGACAUUAGUGUAACACCAUCGCCACCACCGAAACAUCCUUCAGAAAUAAUACUUCAAGAAUAAGUGACGUGCAAGAAUACGUUAUAACUAAAAUCAAUGCUCAGGUAAAAACAUUGAAAUAACUAACUGAAUUUUUCAUUUUACAAAAUAUAUAGGGGCCCUUCUAUGUAACUCUGUUCUACUUUCGGAUCUGCUAAGAAUCUACUUUCGAUUUAACUUUUUGUCUGACUACAUAAAGUAUCUGAAUCUUGCGAAUAGAUAAUAUUAAAAAAUUUUACAUCACUAAAUUUAUUCAAUUUUCGUUUUCUACGGAAUCACGGAGAUACCAUUUUACAAAUUUGAACACUUAUUGUAGAAUCGAAUUACAUAGUUGGGCCCCCGGACAUAAAUACUUUAAAAAUAUUCUUUUUUAUUAAAAUACAUUCCAGUCCCACUACUUAAAUUCUUUAAAAUUAUACUUUUUAUUAAAAUACAUCCCGCCAUACGUUUUUUAAAGAGUUAAAAUUCUGUUCAGUAAUAAAUUUAAUUCAGUCUGUCUAAUUUUUUAUUAAAAUACAUCCCAAAUACAAGUCAAAAUUUAAAUUUAAUUAUACUUUACAUAUCAUCGGUUGACAACCAAAACUCAUUAUCUGCAAUGUAAUUUGUAUGCAGUUAACGAGUUUUGGUUGUCAACCAACGAUAUAUUCUUUUGCAUUUAUCUUUACCUUUUUGCGCUCUCUUAUUUUUGUGACUAAAACAGUACCUAAUAUCACUUUGACUUAGGUGCAUUUAACAUACAUAUAAUAAAUAUUUAAUGUGUAAAUAUUAAAAUUAAAUGAUAGUUUGUUACUAACUUGUUGAAAUGGUGUAUUGAGCUGUUGCAAGAAUUUUAAAAUUUUAGAAGUCAAAUUAAUUAUACAUAAUUAUCUCAAGCACAACUAAGCCCAAUCAAAUUAAUUAGGGAGCAGAAAGGAAACGACAAAUGCAGAAGUGCAGUCUCAGUAAAAAAAAAACCUUAUAUCCAGGAUAACAUUUCGAUCUAAAAAUUUGUAAAGCCUUUGAAGUUGAUUAAAUUGAUUCAUUAUAAUUUAAGUAGCGGUUUACAUAUCUGAUAAU
Molecule: messenger RNA, 2349 nt
Organism: Episyrphus balteatus (marmalade hoverfly)
Lineage: Eukaryota; Metazoa; Arthropoda; Insecta; Diptera; Syrphidae
Exons: 3
Coding region: 928-1317 (129 amino acids)
Source: RefSeq, a predicted model, not a curated record